This is a messenger RNA of Alosa alosa (allis shad), 3496 nucleotides long. It is a transcript of the gene avil, whose product is annotated as advillin. Bases 360 to 2807 code for a protein of 815 amino acids. The transcript has 21 exons. Lineage: Eukaryota; Metazoa; Chordata; Actinopteri; Clupeiformes; Clupeidae. The record is from RefSeq and is a predicted model, not a curated record. Gene Ontology annotation, molecular function: actin filament binding; phosphatidylinositol-4,5-bisphosphate binding. Gene Ontology annotation, cellular component: cytoplasm; actin cytoskeleton. Gene Ontology annotation, biological process: cytoskeleton organization; barbed-end actin filament capping; actin polymerization or depolymerization.
UGUGUGUGUGUGUGUGUGUGUACGUGUGUGUGGGUGUCUGAAGCGCAGCGGUGGAGGAAGAUGAUGGGCUCUGAAUGUGACCCUUGAGAUCCAGAACUCUCGUGUUCCAAUCCACAGAACCAAUGAGAAAUAGACAGACAGAGAGAGCGAGAGAUUGAGUGAGGGAGUGUGAGAGCCAAAGCGACAGAUAGGAUUUAUCCAGCACUGUCCUGCACAGGCCUGCUCUACACCUACUGGACCCAUCACUCUUUUCUUCCAAGCGAGGAAGAGGAACGUACACCCAAGUGCUGGCCAGGAGGUCAUCAGAAUAGAGGAACUAUUAACAGGCCGUGUCAAGGACAUUGAGAUAUCAAGACAUCAUGGAGUACACAUUUCGGGCUGUCACCCAGUCUCCUGGGAUUCUUAUUUGGCGAAUAGAGAAAAUGGAGUUGGUUCUGGUCCCAGAGAAAUCGCAUGGAAACUUCUUUGAGGGCGACUGCUACGUGCUCCUUUAUACUCGUAAAGUGGGCAGUGCUGUGUCCUAUGACAUCCACUACUGGAUCGGCUCCGAGUCCAGCCAAGAUGAGCAAGGGGCGGCCGCUGUCUACACCGUGCAGCUGGACGAGUUCCUGGGGUCCGGUCCGGUGCAGCAUCGGGAGGUCCAGAGCCAUGAAUCCGACAGCUUCCGAGGAUAUUUCAAACAGGGCAUCAUCUACAAGAAGGGUGGUGUAGCAUCAGGUAUGAGGCACACUGAGACAAACUCCUACGACGUCCAGAGACUCCUGCAUGUGAAGGGGAAGAGAAGGGUGACUGCUAUGGAGGUGGAGAUGACGUGGCAGAGCUUCAACUUGGGUGACGUCUUCCUGCUGGACACGGGCAAAGUCAUUAUCCAGUGGAACGGCCCAGAGAGCAACAGACAGGAGAGGCUGAAGGGCAUGCAGUUGGCCAAGGACAUCCGUGACCGAGAGAGGGGGGGUCGGGCAGAGAUCGGGGUGAUCGAGGGGGAUGCGGAGGGGGACAGCUCUCACCUAAUGGAGGUCCUGAAAAGCACUCUGGGAGAGCGGAACGCCAAGCUGUCCAGUGCAGUCCCCGAUGACACACCUGACCAGGAGCAGAAGGCCCAGCUCGCUCUCUACCAUGUCUCAGAUGCUGAUGGCGUGAUGAAGGUCACAGAGAUCGGGACACGGCCACUAGUGCAGGAUUUAUUAAAUCAUGAUGACUGCUAUUUCUUGGACCAGGGAGGAGUGAAGGUGUUUGUGUGGAAAGGGAAGAGAGCCAAUAAGGCAGAGAGGCAGGCCGCCAUGUCCAGAGCUGUGGAGUUUAUCAAGCUGAAGGGGUACUCCCACACCACCAACAUCGAGACGGUGAACGACGGGGCAGAGUCGGCCCUCUUCAAGCAGCUCUUUCCAAGCUGGAGGGUCAAAGACCAGACAGUUGGCCUUGGCAAGACCCACACCAUGGGGAGAGUUGCCACAGUGACCCAGGAGAAGUUUGAUGCCUCCAGGAUGCACGUUAUGCCAGAGGUGGCAGCCCAAGAGCGCAUGGUGGACGAUGGACAUGGAACAGUGGAGGUAUGGCGAAUAGAGAAUCUGGAGCUGGUCCCAGUGGAGCCGGAGUGGCAUGGCUACUUCUAUGGCGGAGACUGCUACCUCAUCCUGUACACCUACCAAGUUAACAACAAGAGGAACUACAUCCUGUACAUAUGGCAGGGCCGACAUGCUACCCAGGAUGAGUUGGCAGCCAGUGCCUUCCAGGCUGUGGACCUCGACCAGAAGUACAACGACGAGCCUGUCCAGGUGAGAGUGACCAUGGGCAAGGAGCCCCGGCACUUCAUGGCCAUGUUCAAGGGCAAGAUGGUCAUAUUUGAGGGUGGCACCUCUAGGAAGGGGGGCUCAGAUCCGGAGCCGCCAGUGCGACUGUUCCAGGUCAGCGGCUCUGACCAGUCCAACACCAAAGCCAUCGAGGUCCCUGCCCUGGCUGGCUGCCUCAACUCCAAUGAUGUUUUUCUGCUGAAGAGCCAGACUGGUGUUUACGUGUGGUGUGGAAAGGGCUCCAGUGGUGACGAGAGAGCCAUGGCCAAAGAGGUCAGUACGGUCAUCGGACAGGACACUGCUGCCGUGGAGAUCAUCGCCGAGGGACAGGAGCCCAUAGAGUUUUGGACGCUGCUGGGAGGCAAGACUCCAUAUGCAAAUGAUAAGAGACUACAGCAGACCUCGCUGGAUCAUCAACCACGCCUCUUUGAAUGCUCCAAUAAGACAGGCCGAUUUACUGUCUCCGAGGUUACGCAGUUCACUCAAGAUGACCUCAGUGAGGAUGACGUAAUGCUUUUAGACACAUGGGAUCAGGUGUUCCUGUGGGUGGGCAACCAGGCCAAUGAGGAGGAGCGUAAGGAGUCAGUGGUCACCUGCCAGGAGUACUUACGCACCCAUCCUGGCUCCCGCGAUCCUGACACCCCCAUCCUGCUGGUCAAGCAGGGCUUCGAGCCCCCCACCUUCACUGGCUGGUUCAUGGCCUGGGACCCCACCAUAUGGAGCGGAGGGAAAACAUAUGAGCAGUUGAAGAUGGAACUUGGGGAAGUUACAUCAUUGACCAGAGUUGUACCUGAACAAAAUGGCAGCACAGAAAACAUCACCUACCAGAGCUUCCCUGCUGAUGAUCUUAUCAACAAGCUAGCCGAAGAGCUACCUGAGGGAGUGGACCCUGCCCAGAAAGAGAAACACCUUUCAGACACAGACUUCAAGGCUAUAUUUGGAAUGGCUAAAGACCAGUUUGUCAAACUUCCACAGUGGAAGAAGAUCAGCUUGAAGAAGGGGAAAGGACUGUUCUAGUCAUAUGCACUGUAAUGGAACAUUGUCAAUUCAUCUUUUUUUGUGACAGCCAUGUUUAAUUAUUAAUGUGUUUGUAAUUCUAUGUCAUUUUGAUUAUUUUAAUCAAGAGAUUCAUUUUUCAUUAUGUAAAGCCAACAUUAUUGUAAUGAUAUUUCCCUCUUUCCUCUUCAUACCAACAUGCCAAUAACUAUAUGCAUGAAUGUUUUAACUGAAUGCAUAUGGAAAAUAUUCCCUUAUUAUUCUAUCAUCUUGUAUCAUGUUUGUUAGAUCACCUGCUUCAGAGAUAACUUUGCCCUAACAACAUACCAUACAUUAUGUUUCCUUACAUUAUGUUUUCUCAUAUGUUGUGACUGAGUUUUAGGAGUGAUAUAGUUGAAUUUGCCAUUUAAAUAAUGAUUUCCUUGUUAGCCUACUUUUGCCAAAUUCUGUUCAGGUUUUGUUGAUAGAAUCAUAUUAAUAUAAUUAAAUAAAACUGCAUCUGGAUUGAUAUAUGUAUUAUUUUACUGAAAUAUGAAUGCUGAGGAGGGUCCACUGAACGACCUGCACUUGAUCCCAUAACUCCAUUUCAAUUAUGGAAACAAUGAAUAUCAGAAAAGUGAUAACUUUAUAAUGUGCUACACACUGUGAAUUCACCUGCCCAUCAAAUGGAUAAUUCCACUUUACACAAAUAAAGUAUUUUAGAAUUAAAA